CGAUAAACUGUAAACAAACAUUCCGAUAAACUGAUUCUAACAAACUUUCAGGAUUCACGCACCCCACAUCUUGUGUUCGUUCAGUUGUCUUGUCACCUAGAUCUACAUCAUGGCUGGGACUGUCCUGAAUUUCAACGUUGGUGUUCUUGGACAUGUGGACAGUGGGAAGACAAGUUUGUCCAAGGCUUUAAGUACUGUAGCUAGUACUGCUAGCUUUGAUAAAAAUCCCCAGAGCAAGGAGCGUGGGAUAACUCUGGAUUUAGGAUUUUCUUCCUUCAAUGUCGACGUAAACGACGACAAGAAAGAGGAACUAAAAGGAUACAGCCAGAUACAGUUCACAUUAGUUGAUUGUCCUGGUCAUGCCAGUCUAAUAAGAACUAUAAUAGGAGGUGCUCAAAUAAUCGACUUGAUGCUCCUGGUCAUUGAUGUCACAAAAGGCAUGCAGACACAAACGGCUGAGUGCUUGAUUAUCGGGGAAAUCACUUGCCACAAGAUGAUCGUUGUGUUAAAUAAACUGGAUAUGGUUGCACCAGAAAAGCAGACGGCUACCGUAGAAAAGAUGAAGAAACGCAUGUGGAAAACUUUGGAGUCCACCAAAUUUUCUGGAUGCCCUAUCAUUGCAGUUGCUGCAAAACCUGGUGGACCGGAGGCACCAGAGACGGAAGCUACGGGAGUGCAGGAACUCAUUUCCACCUUACAGCAGAGCACAUACCUUCCGGCAAGGUCUGAAGAUGGGGACUUUAUAUUCUCUGCUGACCACUGCUUCUCUAUCAGGGGUCAGGGUACAGUCAUGACGGGCACCGUUCUCAGUGGAAAAGUCAGCACGAAUGACACAGUCGAAAUUCCUUCCCUGGGAACAUCCAAAAAAGUCAAAUCCAUGCAAAUGUUCCGAAAACCAGUGGAAAAAAUCAAACAGGGCGACCGGGCUGGGAUUUGUGUGACGCAGUUUGACCCGAGUCAGCUAGAGCGAGGCCUAGUGUGCUCUGCAGGUGCACUGGUCACGGUGGAAGCAGCGAUUGUCUCCAUGCACAAGAUCGCCUACUACAAGAGUUCGGUCAGCAACAAAGCCAAGUUUCACAUCACUAUCGGCCACGAAACCGUGAUGGGCAAGAUUUCUCUCUUCUGCGCCCCGGCAGAAAGUAAAGAGGGGCAAACCGAAACGCCUGAGAAAAAGGAUUCACAGUCGGGAGCGACAAGCGCCCCCGUUUUUGACUUCUCAAAGGAAUACGAUUACUUGGAGGAACUGCUUCUGCCGGGUAAGCAGGGCACGGCGGAUUUGAACCAGGGAACAGCCAAGACGGUGGGCGAGCAGUUUGCUUUGAUAGAGUUGGAGAGACCCGUCACUUGCUCCCCUCGCUCGCUGGUGAUUGGCUCACGACUGGAUGCCGACAUCCACACCAGCGCCUGCCGCAUCGCCUUCCACGGACAGAUUCUGGUGGCCUUGACGGAUAACAAGUACAAGGAAACCAUCCUGCCCAAUGUGAAGGUGUUUAAGAUCAAGACCAGAGAGGGACAAGUGGAGAGAGCAACUGACAAGUACUCGGUCAUUGGCAAAAACCUCUUCAAAAAGGAAACCAACUUGGCCGCCUUUGCCAACCUGAAGAUAUCUCUGUCCAGCGGAGAGAGGGGCACCAUUGAGGGAGGCUUUGGGCAGAGUGGGAAGGUGAAAAUCCGCAUCCCAGAGGGUCUGAGUGAAGAGACGUAUCAACGCUACUCAGGCACCAGCAAGAAGAAAGGCAAGGGGAAGGAAGAGCCCGAGGGCACAGCGGAGGGGGCAGGCAACCCCACCGUACAAAGCGAGCCUGUGAAAAUAUUCCUGAACUUCAAGCGGUUUCUGUAUGACCCCCAGAAGGCGAUGGUUCAGACGUGAAGGUGCUGGCUGGCUGGCUGACGGCUGUGUUUUCGUAGUGUGUUUGCAGUUGGUUGUUGUUGUUGUUGGGGGAAGGGUGUGUGCAAGAGUGUGUGUAGGGGGGGUGGGUGGGAGACCAGAGGAAGCAAUAUCAGUUUUGAUGCCUCGGACUUUCCGUAUGUUUGUUGUGUGAAUAUUGGUAUGUUGUUGUUUUUUUCGGGGGGGGGGGGUUGUUGUUGUUGUUAUUGGGGAGGAUAAGUAAGUGGAAAAGAGAGUAAGUAGUUUGGGUGGGGGGAGGGGGGGGCAUGGAGAGAGACAGCAAUGAUUCAGUCAUGAUGGUGCUGAGUGAGUGGUGGCUGUUUCUUGUAUUGUAACAGUUGGUGGUAGUCUUCUUUUGCUGUGCCGGUGUGUGUGUGCGCGCAUUUGUGUGUUUGUAUGCUUGUGAUCUGGUGGGGAAAUUCUGCACCAUCAUUUUGUGUAUGCGGAUGGUUAAAGGAUGCCUCUGGUGGCUCAUCCUACUUCUGGCCUCUGGUCUUUCCUUUUGCUGUUUCUGUGUUUUCUCUUGUUAUUACUGUGAUCUCGUAUGGCCAAAUAAUCAUUUGUGUAUGCUCGUGUGUUUGGCAGGUAUUCUGGUGUGGUUUGCUUCUUCUGUCCUAUCAAACAUCUGUCGUCUUUAUCUACACUCCUUCUUUUUU
This is a messenger RNA of Aplysia californica (California sea hare), 2544 nucleotides long. Its product is annotated as selenocysteine-specific elongation factor. Gene Ontology annotation, biological process: selenocysteine incorporation. The coding region runs from base 110 to 1870 and encodes 586 amino acids. NCBI's taxonomy places the organism in Eukaryota, Metazoa, Mollusca, Gastropoda, Aplysiida, Aplysiidae. The transcript is spliced from 9 exons. The record is from RefSeq and is a predicted model, not a curated record. Gene Ontology annotation, molecular function: GTP binding; GTPase activity; translation elongation factor activity.